This is a messenger RNA of Knipowitschia caucasica, 1896 nucleotides long. The record is from the annotation of a GenBank genome assembly. NCBI's taxonomy places the organism in Eukaryota, Metazoa, Chordata, Actinopteri, Gobiiformes, Gobiidae.
AUGAUUUCGCGAUACAGUAGAAGGGCAGUAUCGCAUAAACUUGAAAUUCGUGGUUUGUCUCGGAGCAGUCUUGACCAGCACCCUCUCCCAGAGGAGGCAGAUGAUGACCAUUCGACCCCACGCUGCCUUCAUGGCCUUCAGGAUGGAGGUUCUACUCAUAACAGCUCCGAGACAUCUGCAGCGUCGGCCCACUCUGACUGUUCUACUAUUAUCACCGUAGACUUUAAUCAGUCCUGGUCAGGGCUUCAGAGUUCAACAGGAACUGGCAUCUCCACAGAGAGAAGCUCUGUUUUCUCCUGGGGCUAUGAUGAGUUUGACAAGGCUGCAUCGCGGCAGGUGCAGCAAAUGUUUGAAGAGAUCGACAAAGAGCUUUAUGAGGGUAGAGGCAGUGGGGGAGGGAUUCUGCCAGGUCUGCAGGAUGAAUGUCAACAAUGGGCCUCACGAUUCCCACAUCUUCGAAUCAUCGGCACUCAGUUGCUGUGUCCCACUGAUGAAGGCUUCCAAUGGUAUUCUUCAAAAAGCAGUUUAUCCGGCAGUUUGUCAGUGAUCAGAGAGAACAAAGACAAGUCUAUGGAGAACGACCAAGAGGACACAGAGUUGAAUGUUCAAGUGAUAGAAGUCGAGGGAGUCAUGGAGGAGUACCUUGCAUUUGACAGCCAGGAUGUGGAUGGCGAAAGAGAGCCGGACAGUUCUGAUUCGGGGCGGAGAUAUCACUGCCUUCCACCUGUAUCUCCGUACCGCUGCCGGCGUCAGGCUGUCCUGGAUCUGCUGUUUGAUGAUGUGUGGCAGCAGCUGGUGGGGUGGACGAAAGAGCUCGUUCAACGGCACUGGGAAGAGUGUACCUUGAUAGAAGAAGAAAGACUUUAUGGAAACUUAAGCCCUGUCCCGCAGCUCUCUAACCAUCCCUUCAUGCUGCUCUCUACAUUGCCACCCACGCUCCCCAAGCUGGGUCUAGGCAGGGUGCCCCCACUUGCAGGUUUACCAAUACAGAACACUAAAUCAAGGGGUUCAAAGCACAAGUCCAGGCGGAAAACCAAAAAGCAGAAAAGACCAUCCAGUACUGUGAGAGGCCCCGUCGGAGCAGCAGUGCAACACAACCUGAACGACCUCAUUGUUAUCCAAAGUAUCCCUCUUCAGCAGAGAAAUCUAACAUCACUGGAUAGAACACCAGAUCCAGAGGAGAGGCUGUACCCCAGACCAGGCUCCAGUGUUGUUCCAUCGAACAAAGCUCGUCCUCGGCGGAUACUGGAGCAAAGCUCUUCAUCAUUAUCUCGUCCAGCACAGUCAGCGCGACGUAGAAACCCUCCCCCCCGCACUCUUUUACCGCUGGUUCCUUCUCUGAGUCAGUCCACAGCUGGUUCGAUGGAUGAGAUCAUCCGUGGAACACGCUUGAAUACAGCAAACACUUCUCCACUGCUGCCUCUAAGCAGAAACACCCUUCUUCCUCCUAUUGGAACAGGAGAUCCAGAGAUAUCCCAUUCACUACAAAACCCUAAACCUGCACAACGCCAGAAAGGACCCUCAAGCCGCGCUCACAGUGCUGUAAAUGAAGAAGUUGGCAGCUCCAUACCCAGUCGUCACCACCUUCUUGAUGCCUUCUCUCGUCCCAACACCACCCACACAUACAGGUCAGACACUCCUUAUCGGCGCUCCUUUACUAUAUUGGAUAACAUUGGACAGGGGAGGCCAGGGAGGGCCUCUGUGGCAGCUGAUGCUCUUGGGAUUGGUGUGACUGGGGUUGGCCUUGGCAUCAGCAGCUCUUCCUUUUUGGACUCUUUUCCCCACCAUCCAUUGGGCCACACAUCCAUCAAAGAUGCAGAUGAGCCAGAUUCACAGAUUACUAUUCCAGUCUCAGUGAUGCCGGGGUCCAUUCCACGAUCUUUCACCCGAGGAUGA